UUGCGCGCGAGUGCAGGUGCAACAGCUCUCCCAGCAGUCGUUACACACGGACCGAAUACCGCUUGCGUUCACCACACUCGCGCGUAAAGAAACUCCGGCGCUGAGAGAACCUGCCGGGAUAUUCGCCGAGAAACAAACGAACACUUGUUCAGUCUCGUGCCGCUGAUUCUGACACCGAGCCGAAGAUGAUUUCCAGCUUGGACGUAGCGUCGGUCUUCCCGCGGUGAACAACGCUCGUUUUUGGUGGAGAACGCGCAGUUUUUGGGACACUUGAAAAGAGCCUCGGUGCUUUGAUUUGUUUGUAGAUAACCGUUAUCUACUUCGCGCGCAGUGUUAAUACGGACGAGCGCGCGCGGAGCGGACACUCUUCACAUGCUGAGCCAUGGAGAAGCUAACUUCAGCAAAACUUCGCACCUGCCUGUCAGUGUUCACGUUUCUGUGCUGUAUCUCAGGUGACCUGGCCCAACUUCAGCUGCCUCAGAAAAAUGUAGAAGUGAUCAAAGGGAAGAUGGUAGUGCUGCAGGCUUCUUACACUGGUGUGCAGAUUGAGAAAAAUACAGUGGUCUGGAACUACAUGUCCGGCAGCACAGAAAUGGUUAUCUCAUACGUCGGUGGAGGCUUAAGUCAUAGCACUUCCCAGUUCGCAGGCCGAGUCGGUUUUGUGCAUGCUAUGCCCAACACUAACCUGUCCCUGUACAUUAACAACACCAAAGCGUCAGACUCGGGGAAGUACAUGUGCCAGGUCAUUAUCCCAGGCGUCACGGGACCCACCGGAGAUGUCACCCUUAAUGUUAAAGUCCCUCCUUCAGUGCCGGUUUGUCAAGUUAAAGGAAGACCGGUUCUUAAAGGGAACAUCACUCUAGCGUGUAAUUCUAAUGAUGGUAAACCUGCCCCAGAAUACAAGUGGACCAAGACCAGCCCCACUUCAGAGGUCUUCUUUCCUCCUGCGCAAAAUGAAACGGCAGGAACAUUAAAGCUGAACAAUCUGAGCAGCAAUAUGUCAGGAAAAUACAUGUGCACUGCAUCUAACUCUGCAGGAGUGGAGACAUGCUACAUCAACCUGGAGGUCAUCACAUCGACCAAUGCUGGAAUGAUCGCUGGUGUCACCGUUGGUUGUAUUGUGGCUCUCAUCCUCAUCAUCCUCUUCCUCUUCUUCAUGUGGACAAAACGGAAAGACACAGAGGAGGAUUUAGCCAAUGAAAUCAAAGAGGAUGCCCAGGCUCCCAAACGCGUCUCGUGGGCCAAGAGUGGCACCGGAUCUGACAUCAUCUCUAAAAACGGCACCCUGUCCUCCAUUCACACCAGCUCUUACCCACGAGACACCCAGAACCACCACCACUACCCUCACUCCGACACGGCGUCCAUUCUCACGGCCACGGGCAGCACAGCCGGCUACCGCUCGCAGCCUCCAGCGGACUCCACCCUGGAGCGCACGUUGCCGGGCUACAACACCAACCCCACCCCGCCCCGUGGACCCUUGGGACCCCCCAGCACCAAUGGAGGCUCCCAGCACACCUCAGUGCCCCGGCCAGCCUCCGCCCAGCCUCAGAUUCCACGUCCACCCGUGCUUCCCACCACCGUAACUGCUGCCAACAUCUCCCGCAUGGGAGGGAUACCCAUCAUGGUGCCAGCGCAAAACCAGGCUGGCUCACUGGUGUAGGGCUGAACAUUUCUUCUGAGGAGGACAUCAUGUCUGCCGUUCCACAAACUGAAGCACACUGGAAAAGAUGAAUCGGAACCGAUGAGCUUUUUGCCUCUGUAUGGAAACUGUAUGAUGUAAUUUUCUUUAUUUACGUUUUUUAUUUUGUUUAAAUACAAAAAAAACUACGCAGAUUCUAUGUAAAGAUGCUCAUUUUAUUGUUUUAUAGUUUUUUACUGUACAAAGUAUUAUAAAUCCUCUGCUUUCUAUAGAGUGGAACUUGUUUAUCUGUAAACAAAGACACUGAUCAAAAAGCAAACAUGUUGGAAUAUCAGCGCUGUUAGAUCGCUAACUUGCCUUGAUGAAAACAAAUGAAAGGUCUAUUCCACAUUAUUUACGGACACUCAUUAUGAAUAAUUAAGUUUAUAUAUGUUUAAUACAUACGCGAUCAGUCCACCUUAUUUUUUUAUUGCAGAAGUAAGCUAUUGAGUUUGAAUGGCUGCACGCACUCUUAUGAGAAAAUUAAGGUGGAUAGCAUAUGUUUCAUAGCAGCAUAUGUUAAGGGAAUGUCGAGGACAUCACUUAAAAUGUGACGUAUUAAGUUGCUAUAUUUGCCUUUUAAAUGUUUUUUGGCCAAAUAUUUAGAAAAAAACCCUGUUUUGUUAUGUCUUAGAGACGUGUGGUAGUGUAGAAUUUAGUGGUAUCCUAAUUUAUAUAGCUUUCGUACCCCAUUAUGGUAUUUUAAAACUAAUGUAUUGUACUGAAUAUGUAAACUAUAAUUAAACAUUCCUUCACCUUACUGUAAAUAAGGUAUUUAUUUCUCAUUCUAGAUCUGUGGUCAUUUCAUAAUUUUGCCGCAAAGAAGUUCAUGAUUUUUCUGGUUUACUGGAUACAAGAGAGUUUCUGCUUGAUGUGUGUAUACUGGCUUUCCUUGUCAUUCUUAUCGGCAUUGUACCAGAGCACUGCUAGUGCUACUACAGUUGAAGAUGAUGAAUUCUAACGGAAUUAAUGGUAGCUUAAGAUAUAUGACAAGCAGACAGGCAUUUAUGAGGCAAAUAAAGGUCAUAAGGAUAAAACAUCCAGUUUCCAGGAAAUAAAUGCACCAAUGAAGCUCAAAUGUGGUUGUAUUUAUUAUCACUGAACAUCCCAGUUUUACUCAAAAAUAAGUCCUGUUGUGAAAGUAAAACGGGUUGCAAAUGGCAGUUCCUGGUCAUUUUAAGCAUACAAUACAAUAAAUCACAAUAAGUAUGCCAAAAAAAAAAAAAAAAAAAUCAUGUAUAUUUGAUUUAUUAUUAUUUUACCACAUAUUUCUUUAAAUGCUUCUUAAACCACUGCUGUAAUUUUUUUUAUGUUGUAUGUAGAGUGCGACCGACUGUUUUUCAAGCACAAACGGUUUUAUUUUAUUAGAAAUGUUUUAUUGUCUGUACCCAUGUCAAUCUUUUUGUCAUUGCAGAACAGACCACCUCAAACUGUUCCGUAUAUAUGACUAUUUACUGUCAGCAGACAUGAAAACACUUUGUAUUCAUAUUUUUUGAUUAAAAGAAACCGGCUGUAAA
Molecule: messenger RNA, 3195 nt
Organism: Puntigrus tetrazona (Sumatra barb)
Lineage: Eukaryota; Metazoa; Chordata; Actinopteri; Cypriniformes; Cyprinidae
Gene: esama
Product: endothelial cell adhesion molecule a
Exons: 7
Coding region: 383-1660 (425 amino acids)
Biological process (GO): homophilic cell-cell adhesion
Cellular component (GO): adherens junction; plasma membrane
Molecular function (GO): cell-cell adhesion mediator activity
Source: RefSeq, a predicted model, not a curated record